CUUUCCGGCCUCUUUAAUCGGCCAUCUUGACACAGCCCAAGUAUGGGGCGUGUAAUUAGAAGUCAGCGUAAGGGUCCUGGAAGUGUUUUCAAGGCCCACACUAAGAACAGGAAAGGAGCUGCAAGGCUCAGGCCAGUUGACUUUGCUGAAAGACAUGGAUACAUCAAAGGAGUCGUGAAGGAUAUCAUUCACGAUGCAGGCCGUGGUGCUCCCCUGGCCAAGGUUGUCUUCAGGGACCCCUACAAGUAUAAACUGAGACAAGAGACCUUCAUUGCCUGUGAGGGCAUGUACACUGGACAGUUUGUGUACUGUGGAAAGAAAGCUGUUCUCCAGAUAGGCAAUGUCCUCCCUAUCGGGUCCAUGCCUGAGGGAACCGUCAUCUGCAAUGUAGAGGAGAAAGCUGGUGACCGCGGCAGGCUGGCCCGAGCUUCAGGAAACUACGCCACCGUCGUCUCACACAACCAUGAAACAAAGAAGAGUCGUGUGAAGCUUCCAUCAGGGUCCAAGAAGGUGGUACCUUCAGCAAAUAGGGCUAUGGUUGGUAUCGUCGCUGGAGGAGGUCGUAUAGACAAACCCAUGCUGAAAGCUGGGCGAGCAUACCACAAAUACAAGGCCAAGAGAAACUGCUGGCCUAAGGUCCGCGGUGUGGCUAUGAACCCUGUUGAACAUCCUCACGGUGGUGGUAACCAUCAGCAUAUUGGUAAGGCAUCCACAGUCAGGAGGGACGCAUCCGCUGGUAAAAAGGUCGGUCUCAUUGCAGCCAGACGUACUGGUCGUAUCAGGGGUACCAAGCAAAUUACCGGCAAGGAAAACAAGAAAGAAUAAUUGCUUGAAAUGCAACAUCAGAAACUGUGAAAUUAUUGCGUACAUUAUUACAGUGACAGAAGAGAAUUUUGUCAUAUUUAAAAAGAAAAAAAGAAAAAUUAAAUGGUUUAUACUGGAA
This is a messenger RNA of Lingula anatina, 943 nucleotides long. Its product is annotated as large ribosomal subunit protein uL2. Gene Ontology annotation, molecular function: RNA binding; structural constituent of ribosome. Gene Ontology annotation, cellular component: cytosolic large ribosomal subunit; ribosome. The record is from RefSeq and is a predicted model, not a curated record. Lineage: Eukaryota; Metazoa; Brachiopoda; Lingulata; Lingulida; Lingulidae. Gene Ontology annotation, biological process: cytoplasmic translation.